CUGAUUGCCGCCAAAGCAAGCCCUAGGCACGGAGUACAGACUCUAGAGUCACAAAAAUGGAAGAAGAGUCGCUGCGAAUUCGUAGAUAUGAGGAAAUUCCAUCGGUCGAAGAGUUUUCGUCUCAGAUUGAACCCAAGAACGUUCCUGCUGUAUUUAGUGGAUGCAUCAAGAACUGGAAGGCUUUCUGUAAUUGGAACCCUUCCAACGGCGGCCUCGACUAUUUAGAGGAACGAGUGGGGUCAUCAACCGUGGAGGCUAUGCUAUCCAAAUCGGCACCAGUCUUUGAUGGUGCUAUUAGAAACCAUGAGAGGGUUCCAUUGCCAUUCUCUACUUUUAUUGGAUAUUGUUGGGAAAUUUUCCAGAAUCAAGAUAAUGAUAUUUGUUUAGAAUCAGAGAGGCAUGGGUUGGCAGGGUCCAACAUAGACCAUGGAGGUUUGCUCUCUGGAAAUGCCCAUCAGCAAUUAUAUUUAGCCCAGGUGCCAAUUAUGAAUGUUGAGAAUGAAGAGAGGAAUCAACUGGAACGUCUAAGAGAAGAUAUUGAAACGAUACUUCUCAUUAAAUCGUACAGCCUGCAUGUUUGAAGGCGAAAUCCAUAGUUUCUGUGAAUUUGUGGAUGAACAGCGCUCAAGCUAGAUCAAGCACUCACUAUGAUCCACACCAUAACCUUCUUUGCUUAGUCACUGGAAGCAAAAAAGGUUUGUUAUUCCUCAAUUACUGAAAGAGCUUGUUUUCCACUCAUGUGCUCUUUGUAAGCUUGUGGUUGCAUCGUUUUUUUUAGUUAGGCUUUGUUGGUA
Molecule: messenger RNA, 794 nt
Organism: Ilex paraguariensis (yerba mate)
Lineage: Eukaryota; Viridiplantae; Streptophyta; Magnoliopsida; Aquifoliales; Aquifoliaceae
Source: the annotation of a GenBank genome assembly